GAUCACUUUGAUGCAUUCUUCAUAAUGUUUUGUUGACUUUUAUAUGGGUUUUCAUUCGAUAACCAUAUUUUGAAUGUAAACAAGAAGAACUGAAAACGAUGAUAAUAUCAGACUGAAAAUACAGUUUUAAUUUUUAAUGAAUAAGUCGUAACCGGAUGACUCAGAAUAUCUGUGAGAUGUGGAGCGAAAUACAGUUAUGAAUAUGGAAUCAAUUUUCUGAAUAAGUUAGUUCUCGGAGAUAAAUGUGUUUCGGAGAAAGUGAAAUUCACAUUAGUGUGAGGAUAUGAGUGUGUGGCUUUGAUGGAUAUCUCGAUCCUUUAUCGGUUAUAAUGGAAAAGAAGGUAUUGAUAUGAAGUGACGUUGAGCUUAAGCAAUUGUGGCCAGCGAGCCAAGCGGUGACGAUGGAACGAAAAGGCAAGCAUGUGAGCAUACGCGUCAUCUUUCUUGAUGACCAGGUCCACGCUUUCCAGAUACAUGUAAAGGCUUUAGGUCAGGCGUUAUGGGAUGCGGUGGCGCGCUAUCUUAACCUUCUGGAGGCGGACUACUUUGACCUGGAGUACCUGGAUCUCCGCAGCAUUUUGACGUGGUUGGACCGAGAGAAGCAGGUCCUAAAGCAGCUACCAUCAGCAGACACCCCGCUAUAUUUCCUUGUCAAGUUUUACACUCCUGACCCUGCACUUUUGGAAGAUGAACUCACAAGAUAUCUAUAUGCCCUGCAGGUGAAAAAAGAUCUGGCGAAAGGUGUUCUUACAUGUAGUGACAAUACCAUGGCAUUGCUGGCCUCUUACAUUGCUCAAGCUGAGGUUGGCGAUUUCCCAAUAGAAGAAUAUGUGGACCACACAUAUCUCCGUGAUAACGAACUACAUUACCUGCCUAGACAGACUGAAGAACUUGAACGUAAAAUCAUGGAGUACCACAAACAACAUGUAGGUGAGACCCCAUCAGAGGCUGAUAUAAACCUGCUGGACACAGCCAGGAAAGUCGAGCUUUACGGAAUCCGCAUGGUCCCAGCUAAAGACCAUGAAAACGUAUCUCUGAACCUCGCCAUUUCUCAUUGCGGCAUUCUCGUGUUCCAAGGAAUGACCAAAAUCAACACAUUCUCGUGGGCGAAGGUGCGCAAACUAAGCUUCAAGAGAAAAAGAUUCCUCGUCAAGCUACACCCAGAUCAUAAUGGCUACUACAAGGAUCUUGUUGAGUUUUUCUUUGAUUCCCGAGACGAGUGUAAGACAUUCUGGAAGAAGUGUAUUGAGCAUCACGGGUUUUUCCGGUGUCAACGGGUGAAAAAACUUCCCCGCAACAAAACUCGUGUCGUCAGUCGAGGGUCUUCAUUCAGGUACAGUGGUCGAACCCAAAGGCAGCUAUCGGAGUAUGUGAGGGAAAGCUUUACAGGCAAAAGACCGCAGUUUGAAAGGACGGUAAGUGGGCGCAUCUCUAGUCGAAGUUCAAGCGUCACCCCUAAGAUUUCUGCCAAGAUGUCGUCGCACAAUUCCGCUGAUCUCCACAACACGUCAGCAUCCAGUGGUUCGCACGUUCUUGACCAAUCACUGGCCAGCAACCAGCACGUGGUUAGCGAAAAGGGUGAUCACACAGACGGACGAAGUGAAAGUUCAGGCAGUCACUCUCUGCACUCUCCCAAGCUGGACAGAGCUGACCGAACACUCAGUGAGGAGAUGGUGCCUGUUGCCGGGGGUGCCAUGUUGGUUGGCAACACAGUCGCAGUGGUAACAGUAGAGGAUAACAAAGACAUGGAUCAAGAUGCCAAUAAACUUUCUCCAAGGCAAGCAAAUCUUGGAUCGCGUAAAACGUCGGCGCCUGUUCUUGGUGAUCACCAUGGUGACCACCGUGGGGAGAUGGCAUCUCGGAAACUUUCCCGAACAGAGGAGUUGGAGAACAUUCCGGACACUGUUGUCCAAGAUGAUGAGGAUAAUGACGACGGUCAACUCUCGAUGCACACACAGGAACAUCAGAAUGCUGGCUUAAUGAAUGGUCAUCAUUCGAAAACGACACCGAUUAUAACAACGGACAUCGAUGCCGAGGAAGACGAGGUCUAUAGCCAUGAGGUGCUAGACGUUGAAAAUGUUGACAUCAAAAAUGAAACAAACAGUAAUCAAGAUGAAGAUAGACACCAACGUGUGAUAUUCUAUACUUCAGCUCCAGUUACCCAGAAUGCCCCAGUGCCACAGAGGGCUGAGCUAGUCGAGGUGAAGGAGUCUACCAUCGAGAUGUCAGGGGACUACUAUCCUCCACCACCCCCUCCCCUACCCCUGGAGCACGACACGAGUCUGGAGCUUUCGCUUAUGGACAACGGCUCUGGGUCAGCUCAUUCUACCCCUCAGAUCGACAUGAGGUCAAAUGUGAGUGGUAUCACCAGCAACAUAAGCACGCUAUCAGAGACGCGAUCAGAUGACUCCGGUGGCGAUAAACGCAAGAGCAAGAAGUACCCAGUGGACAAAGCCUAUUACAUUGCCAAGGAAUUGCUGAUGACAGAACGCACGUACAAGAAGGAUCUUGAAGUCAUCAUUGUGUGGUUUAAAAAUGCUGUAAAGGGUGAUGAUGUGCCACCGUUUCUCAACGACCUAUUUUCCCUGCUGGAACCGAUCUACAAUUUCCACUUGGGAUUUCUCCGCGAGGUUGAACAAAGGCUCACAAUGUGGGAGGGGAAAUCUAAUGCCCAUCUUAACGGUGACUACCAGCGUAUUGGGGACAUCAUGGUCAACUCUUUCCUGACUUCACUUGGGCCCUACAUGAACUACCUAGAACAUCAGGAUGAUAUUUUGAUGGAGCUGGAUAAAGCCAUGCGCACCAAUCGAGACUUUGACUUUGUCUACAAGGAGUUUGAGUCACAGAAAGUGUGUUAUCUGCCCCUGAAUACUUUCCUUCUGAAACCAGGACAGAGGCUUCUACAUUACAAACUCCUGCUUGAGCGUCUUACGCGGCACUAUUCCAAGGCUCACCCAGACUACAUGGAUUGCCAUGCUACCCUUACCAAGUUGGUUGAGCUUGCUCAAACUUACCGCUCUCAGAGAAAAGGCAUGGAGAACCUUCAGAAACUAAUGGAGCUCCAGCGUGAUCUGGUCGGCCUUGAAAACCUUGUCCAUCCUGACAGGGAGUUUAUCCGAGAAGGGUGUCUACAGAAGUUUUCCAGGAAAGGCUACCAGCAGAGAAUGUUCUUCCUGUUCACGGAUAUGCUGGUGUACACUAGUAGGACAGCCACACAACACAUGCAGUUCAAGGUUCAUGGACAGGUUCCUCUGCGUGGAAUGAUUAUUGAGGAGUCAGACCACGCCAAGAUGGCUGAUGCCAACAGUUUUGCCAUAUAUGGGGGAAACAAGUGCAUUCUGGUAGCUGCCAGCUCCCAGGAGGAAAAAGACAAGUGGGUAGAGGACCUGAAUGAGUCAAUAGCCGGGGCCAAGUCCCGCCAGGAGGAGAGAAUGUCAUACCCCAGCCUCAAGUCUUCAACUAGUUCGGUAGAUGAUGGGGAAGCACCCCCAUCUCUGGAGAAGCAGAUUCAGCACCGUGCCAAUACCACAAUGCAUGUCUGCUGGCACCGUAACACGUCUGUCAGCAGACGAGACCAUGAGAAGGCUGUCAAGAAUCAGUUGAGUGGAUACCUGCUGCGUAAGUUCAACAAUAGCAACGGCUGGCAAAAACUGUGGGUCGUCUUCACGAACUUCUGCCUUUACUUCUAUAAAACAUAUCAGGACGAUUUCCCACUGGCCAGUCUGCCAUUGCUAGGUUAUGCUGUCAGCCAAUCAGAAGAUGAGGAUGCCAUUCACAAAGACAAUGUGUUUAAACUCCAGUUUAAAAACCAUGUGUACUUCUUCCGCGCAGAGAGCCAGUACACUUUUGAAAGGUGGAUGGAGGUGAUCAAUAGUGCUACAAGCUCGGCCAGGCGGACAAGACUCUUCAGCAGAAUGGACAGUACUCAGCCUUGAUUGGUUAAUAAAAAGGGACUAUUUAUAGUAACAGAAAUAACCCAACAAUGAUUGGAUGCUACCAUGGAUUAUUUAUAGUAACAGGAUCUAUCCAGGUCUUAUUCGAUGCUAACAUGUAUUAUUUAUAGUAACAUAAAUUGCCCAACACUGAUUGGACGCUACCAUGGAUUAUUUAUAGUAACAGGAUCUACCCAGGUCUGAUUGGACCAUUUGUCAUAUUAAGAAUAGAAUAUCCCAGAUUUCAGAGGAUAAUAAAUUUGCAUAUCUGCUAAUUGGGGCAAGUUGCAGUGCCAAAAUUGGAAACAUGGUGUGAAUUUAUUUGUAGGAAUUGUAAUUUUAUCAUCAAACCAGAAAUACCAAGUGUGUUUGAUGACCUUUUUUUUGAACUCUCAUUAGAUAAACAUUGUGCAACUUAAAGUUACAGUAUUCAAAAUGUUAACAGGGAAUCUCCUUUUAAUGUUUAUAACAGUAUACAUGUACAUAUGUACUGAAUACAUUAUAUAACAUUGCCUAAUUGAAGAUGAUUUAUAGAAAUAUGAGUAAUGAUUUCAAAGUGGCGAUUCCCUUAAGGUGUAAUAGAAACGGGAGCUCAUACAUUUUGAAAGGGGGUGGAUAUUGUGAUAACUAGAUUAGAUGAUGAAACUUCUGCUUCUGGUGUAUACAAGCAUUGUUCAAUGUAUUGUGUCCAUAAGUAUACAUGCAUGAGUGAUUUGAUCAAAUAUGUGUACAUGUAUCUUGAAAGCGAUUUCAGCGGUUGUAUUUCUGGUUGACAUUAAGAUUGUGUGAUCUAUUUGACACAAAAACUUUUCCAUACAUGUAUAUCUGUCGUAAAUGAAUUUCAGGAAGAUUUUACAUGUAUAGACCCUAAAUAUGCAAUAUUUUAAACAUAUUUAACUAUUGUAUUAUGAGAUAUACUUGUAACAAUAUUUUAAAUUAUUUAUCAGUGUAUUUGAUAAGGGCAUUACAAAUUGUUUUGUUUGAAGUUUCUGGAGUUGCCCUAAAAAGAAUUGCCAACAGAGAAACAAAUUAUUGCCCUAUUUUAUUAGUAGUGAGACCAGAAACAAACAAUAUUUUUUUAUGGCCUAAGUAGAAAAUAAAAUUUGUUAACAUCCCUUUGAAUAUACAAAAUGAUUUAAGCUAAUUAUUUGAUAUACAACUUAAUGUACAUAGUUUGCAAGGUAUUAUGAAAUAUUAGUCAGACUUUUUAUUACGGAUUUUUACAUGAUCUCAAAUGUUUGGCAUAUGUUUGAGAUUGAGCAUUGCCUGCAAGAAUGAACUAACUACUCAUUACAGUCAGGUAGUUACUUCAGUUUUGCAUGUAAACCUUGAGAUACAGCUUUUCUGCUUUAAGUGUUCCAUGUUUUUACAUUUUCUGAUUUCAUUUAACGCCUUUGUGUGAAAUAAGACUUUGGUCCGAUUGUUCAGAACUUUGUUAAAGUUGACAACGUGAUUAACGACAUUGUUGUUAACUUUUAAACAUGAAAUGUUUGAUGAUACGCUCACAUAUUUUAAUAUAUUUACACCUCAACUUCCAUUCCUUAAAUGAACUGCCUUUCAGCAAUUGCGUUCAUCAAUCGAUGAACGCAACAUCUUCGGAUAUGUUUGGAUCGCAAUUCAUCGCAUAACAAUAUACUUGAAAACUAUUGAUCUUGUUAUUGUUUGUAUCGUGUCAGCAGGUCCCGUAAAAUAUCAAUCAACAUUUUAGAAAGUGUUAAUUUAUUAUAUUUUAAAUGUAUUGUUGCCAUAAGUGUUUAAAUUUUACGUUUAAAAGUGAUUUCAAGUGGUUGAUCUUUUCCCGCGUUAUUGUGAAGUCAUUUGAAAAAAAAUGUUUCCGGUUACAGUCAGGUCGUUCUAUUUACAGAAUGGGAAAGAAAGGAUUAAUGAAAGGUUUUCUUCAAUGAAAUGAAGUAUUUUUUAACAAUUCUUGAAUGAAAUAAGGAAAUAUUGGUGUAAAUAUAAGAAAUGAAUUGCGGGAUUGAUGUCAUUAUCGGGGAUAUGAACGCAGUUGGGCUGGUCAAAGUAUGCGUGGAGUCCACACACUUUGACCAGCCCAAUUGCGUUCAUACCUCGAUAAUGACAUCAACGGACUCCACACACUUUGACCAGCCCAAUUGCGUUCAUGCCCCGAUAAUGACAUCAACCCCGCAAUUCAUUCCUUAAAUGAACAAGCACAGCUAAAACAGUUAUCUCAAACCAUGUUAGAAACACAGGCCACAAAUUCUCGAAAGUCACUUAUAACAGGAUCAAGCUCAGCUUGCUAUUUUUGAUUUGGUAUAAAUUGUGUAAUAUUCUCUUUUUAAAGUAUUUUGAGACUUUUAAAGGAAAUUCAAAUCAAGAUAAACUACUUGCUGUUUCAUUAAAGCAUAUUCAUGUGAGUAAUAUUGCUAAAUAAAAUAAAAUACUUAAGUGAGUUACGCUAUAGAAUUUUCAAGUAAUUGGGGCGAGAUCUCCAGUGUAUCCAUUAAACUUCCAGAGCAGUAACUAUUCGGAAAUAUACAAUGGUGAAGUUAACAAUGUUGAUAAUUUUAAUGAAGUUCUGAAAAAUCAGCCCUUUAUUGCUAGCCAUAUCAGUGUGUGUAUACCACGUGAUAAAUUACGUCAUAUAUGCUACGUCGGAAGGCAAAAAAUUGCUUAAAAUGAAGACUUAAAUCAAAGAUAACUUUUCAUUUACAAAAGCAUUUUAAAUGAAACAAAGGGCAGUCUAUGCCACUUAAAGAGCCCCGCAUUUGUUUUAUUUUCGAAAUUUUAUAAGGUCAUUUGUCUCAUCAAACACUUCGACAAACAUGUUUCCAAAAUAAUGUUUUGACAGUGCUCCGUCAGACGGCCGUAUUGUGAAAAGGUUUGUCGAAGUGUUUUAAGAAACUAAACUCGCAAUCAAAUUCUGGUAAAAGACAGAAGGUAGGGCUCCGUAAGCGGCGUAGACUGCGCUAUGUUUCAUGUAAAAUGGUGAAGAAAUCAUGAAGUUAUCUUAGUUUAAAGUCUUUUAUCAAAUCAAAAUAUUGCCUUCCGACGUAGCAUUUAUGACGCAAUUUAUCACGUGGUAUACACACACUGCAUAUGUGUUGUUUUGGUUUUAAUUAACACAAAGUGCUUUGUUUUUAGUAUCGAUAAAAUAAUUGUUCAUCUGCAAAACAGUACUUAUGACCUAAUUAAUAAAUAAGGCAUUGAUAUUCACUUUAUUUUGAAAAUAGGUUUUAAAGAAAUACCAUGUAAUUGUUGGUUACAAAAUAGCUGUUUAUAUCACUGGUUUUAUAAAAUAAUAAAUAUAUCACUUGAUGUAUGACAAUAUCACCUGUUUAAUGAAUUGGCUUUGACGCCACAUGGUAGCUAACAGCAGCAACAUUUGAAAUUUGUAAAUACCUAUACAUUGACCCAUAUUGACUUAAACGAAAACUACACACGGCUGGUACUCACUUACUUCACAAGGCAGAAUUUGAGACUUAUUACUCAUAAACUUGAAUUUUUAACAUAAUAUCCUUGACAAAAGGAGAGUAUAUAAAACUAAAGGAAGUAUUAAAUAAUGUUUACAGCAAUUUUUUAACAUCAACUGUUUUCUUAUCAUUAUUUUACUUAAAUGGAAAAUCAAGAUUAGCAGUUUUGAGUCUUAAGUCUGAAACUCAGACUCAAGGCGCUAGUGAAUACCAACUGUGAUUCUAUUUCCGUGUUUAUUUUAGUCUAUAUCAUAUUUUAUAUAAAGUUUUACGGUACUCUUCCAUUCCAGCUGUAGAUAUAAAAAAUAAUUAUAUUGCUAUGUAUAUAACUUAAGUAUUUUAUAUUGCUUCACUUUUUUGACUGUCCUUUAUACAGUAUAAACAUUUAAGUUAUCACUAGACAUUUAGUAGUAAAAAAUUGUGUACAUGUACAUGUCUUUUUGGUAUUUGCUGCAAGGCAUAUACGCACAUACAUUUAUAUCUUACUUUUUCAUUUAUAUCUUACUUUUUCUUAAUUUAAUGUUUUAAAGCUGCACUUUCACAGAUUGACUGUUUUGACAAGAUUAUUUUUUUGUCUGGGAACGAGUCAUUUUUUGCGUUAAUGUUGAAUACUAGUGAUAUAAGACUGUUGACAAAAGAUCAGAUCGUAGUUUUUCAUAUUUAUGUUCAAAAAUUGAUGUUUUAUGUCUAAAAGUGUUACUAACGCUUAAGAAAAAUGAGUUUUUCGGCAGUUUUCCACACAAUUGAGAUCUGUUCUUUAGUGAGUUAUCUUAUAUGACUGAAUUGAACGCAUUGAUGACAAAAUCAGCUGAUUCUGAGACAAAAAAAUAAUAAAAAAUGUAAAAACAGUCAAUAUGUGAGAGUGCAGCUUUAAUACUUAUAUAUGGGCGCGAUUGCAUAGGUGGUUUGCUCUUUACCGUUCGGUACUUAACUUCUAUUCAAUGGUAUAAUGUUAUAUAAUUUCCCAUGGCGAUAAAUUAGUUAUGUCACGAAAAGAGCUUUUGCGUACAAAAUUUCCAUAAAAAAUAAUGGUUAAAAGCAUAUAGACUUUUUGUAGGCAUGGUUAAACUUACUUUAAUUCUAUUGGUUGUUAUUUCUUUUCUUACCGGAAAGCACUUUUGGAAAGAGGCUCAUUGCUUAAGCUUAUCUGUAGUUCUUCUUAAUAGCACUCUGCUUUUGCAGCAACUUGGCCUAGAUUUUAAGCUCAAAACUGGUUACAUUAUUUACAUUGCAUUAACCACCCAUCUUUCCUUAUUUUCAAGCCAUUGGUGAUUGAUACGCGCUCAAAAACUCAUAGUUGGAGCCAUUUUAGGAAAUGCAGUAAAUAUUUUAGCUUAUACAAUUUUGAUCGCCAAAAAAGUGUACAGUUUAUAAUUGCUAUUUCUAUGAUAAAAAAAAAGAUAAAAAAAUGUUUCAUCAUGUUAACCAUACCGGUAGUUGCACAUCAAAUUUGUCUUCUUAUAAAUGGAUAUUAUCGAUAUUUUAAAGAACUCACCAUAUGUGAUAUUCAAGUGGCAAAUCUAAGAAAAUCGUAGUAGUCAAGAAACAUAAGCAUUUCUUGUACCAUAUUUGAGUGUUUUCCUUGUUUUUAUCUAAACAUGAACUCCCAUAUCAGAAUGGUAACAAGUAGGCGGAGCUUAACCGUUCAAUAACUCUUAUGCAGAUAAAUGACCAUAUUCACUUAUACCGCACACUAGUUAUUAACAAUAUAUUUGACAACAUGGUAUAAAACACCCGCAACCCUUGCGAUUGAAAACUUAACAAUUGCGUUGAAACGCUAAUAUUUAAUUUCAUUAACUUGUAGGUGCAGUAACUAUUACAGUAUUUACAUAGAAGAAAAGACUAACGUAUAAACUAUUGCAGAAAACAUGGAGUAUUGCCAAGCUUGGUGCCUGUGUGUUAAUUACAAAUUUUAUAUUGCAGAAUGUCCUUGUGUAAGAACAUUGUAUUUCUUCGUUUAAUUAUCAAAUUUUGGGCCGAUUGUUCAGAACUUUCUUUAAGUUGACGUCGUUGUUAACUUCAUUGUUGUUAACUUUCGAAUUCUUAACUGCUCUGGAAGAUCACACUUGUGAUCUGCAGGUAUUUCUUAUCAGAUUUGAGCAAAUUGUUUGAGCUGUAAUAUAUGGACACAUCAUCAAACAUUUCAACUUUAACCCUUAGGCUGCUGAUGGCCAUUUUAAAGGCUUUGCAAACAGCUUGGAACCAGACCAGACACCGAGUAACUCGGCACCUGGUCAGGUUCCAAGCUGUUUGCCACUUAGUCAAUAUAUACCCAAAGUUUUAAGUAAAAUGAAAGAAAUUUGGAAUAAACCAGACGACAUUUUUGAGCAGACGACAAUUUACCCAGCAUGCAAAGGGUUAAAAAGGAAACAACGAUGAUAUUAACGUUGUUAACUUUAACAAAGUUGUGAACAAUCAGCCCAUAGUACUAUGCAUCUAUUAUUUAGAUAUGUUUUAGACAAAUGUAAAGGCAUUUUAAACUUUCUUUUCAAAUGUAUGUGAUUUAAAGUGAAUUGUAGACUUGUGCUCAAACUUAGUUCGCUAGAAAAAGUGCUUCUUAUAAUUAUAUUAUGUGUUGAGAUAGUCGAAAAAAAGAUUGGCCGUUUUAUACUAUAUAUAUUAGAAAUAUGUUUCAGUUAAUGAUACUGCACUGAACACGAGUAAAAUAUGAAAAUAAAAUUUAUGUAUGAAAUAUUUUGUGUGUACUGGUAUGUCUUAAUGAAUAUUAAAAUUAUGUCUGCAAUAUAAUUACGUUUUUACAUUAUUAGAAAGUUCAAUGCAAAACUGUUGUAAGUCCUUAUUUAAGGCCAUUCCAACAGUAUUGCGUUGUGCCUUACUAUAUUAGUUAUGCCUUUUGUUGUCAAUUUCGCUUAUAGGUUGUUUAGGUCAAGCAAUUCAUACAUAAAGCAAAAUUUAAAAUUUUCAGUUUUUGACAUAUAUUGAAAAAUGUUUUGCUAAAUUUGUAAUUUGUGGUCUAAUUAAUUUGAGGGUGUUUUUUUAUUUAUUUAUUAAACCCACAGUCUGAAUACAGUCUGAACAAUUUAUGUAUGUAGACAAUUAGUUUGUUUCCAAAGCAAUUUAUUUCCGUUUACACUUACACACUUGCCAAAACUGCAGUCAGACUGUAAAACCAACAUAUACUUAACUAAAAAUGGAGCGGUGUUGAGCAUAUAAGCUUGUCCGUUUUACGAUGAUUUGUUAUAUAGGUUUCCUUCUGUUGGAACUCUUAAAUAAGCUGCAUUUAAGAUGUACUGAAUUUGAAAAUUAAUCACCUAGUCAAUGAUUAUGAAAUAAAUUUGAUGUUCCGUUAUCCUUUGUUUUUUCAACAACAAAUUAAAUGCAAACUUAAUCGAAAGCCUAGCACGAGGCAGACCUUUGGUCAUAAUCAAGCUAAAAUAAUUACUAGUAGUAUAAACAAACUAACUUAAAAAAUACUUUCAAGAUAUUCAAAUGAAACUUGGUACACAUGCUGCAAGAAACAAUACACUCAUGUACAACAAUUCCCAAAAACCUCAGACUUUAAUAAUUGUCGAGUUGUGUCUAUAUUUCAUCUUGAAAGAAAAUGAUACUUGCAGUGGCGUUCACUCCGCGAGGCUCUUAUUAAAUAGAGUUAUGCAUCUUUCUCAGGCUGAGUCCUCAAGAGUCCCUUGAACCAUAAGUAGUGCACCAAUCAUCCUAUUUCAUAAUGUUUAACAUGUUUAUGUGUUCUAGCUUCUGUUCUGUUGUUUAAAUUUGUUGUGCCUUUCGCUUUGGUUUUAUUGUUCGCAUGCUCCAUGUUAUUUUUGUUAACAGUAUAUAUUUGCAGUGAAGGAUUUGACAUAACAUUUUAUGAGUUUAAACAUUGCAGUUUGAAUUCAAAUAUAUUUUCUGUCCUUAUCGGAAAUGAAACAUACCAUGUAAAUUUUUAAAAUUAUCUUAAUGCUAAGUUCAAAACAAACUAGAUCAGCUUUUAAAUUUUAGCCUGAAAUUUACAUUUAAUUUCAUGAAUUUAUCGUUAUUUUGACGAAUUAAUUAAAGUCACUACUUAAAAUUCAGAUUAUUCUGUUCAGCAAGAAUUGGCAGUGGUCAAGUCUUUUGUUUGUUUUUAACUUAGCAUUAUUGUCACCUUCCAUUUGUUCCAUUUACAUAAAGUUGUAGUCAUUCAGCGUUUAUCUGAACAUAUUUGUGCUAUUAAACACAAUAUAUACAUGCAAGUUUCAAUUAUGGCCUGGAAUUAAAUCUAAAAAAAAUAAUUCAUGUCCAAAUAUUUUUUACAAAUCUUUGCAGCAACCUUUUUCUAUCACACAGUUAUCAUUCAUUACAACAAUGGUGCUCUUCCACUUGGUAAAAUAUUAUUUCAAAUUUAUGACCUACAGAAAUUCGAAUGCCAUGUAUUUCUGCUGAAAACAAAAUUUACAAUCAAUAAUUAUUGAUCUGCUGUUUUCUAAAAUCACAGUCCUGGCACUUGUAUUGAUAAAGGUUUUUGCGUUGCACUUCAAUUACCCUUUUUUGCGUCUUUUUAACUAAGAGAUAACCUAGUAUAUACAAGUAAACAAAAUGCCAUCAAAAAAUGUAAUUUAUUAAUUUAUACAUGUAUUUUAUAUGUUAAAGGUUUUAUAUACAUGAAACAUGCUUGUAAGUGUGUACUCUGUACUUGUUAGCAUAUACUUUGAAAUGACCAUUCUAUCAAUACAAAGGAAUAAAAUGUAUAAAAUAUAA
This is a messenger RNA of Mya arenaria, 12064 nucleotides long. Its product is annotated as FERM, ARHGEF and pleckstrin domain-containing protein 2-like. Bases 402 to 3935 code for a protein of 1177 amino acids. Gene Ontology annotation, cellular component: cytoskeleton. The transcript has 30 exons. Gene Ontology annotation, molecular function: guanyl-nucleotide exchange factor activity. NCBI's taxonomy places the organism in Eukaryota, Metazoa, Mollusca, Bivalvia, Myida, Myidae. The record is from RefSeq and is a predicted model, not a curated record.